AGGUAUUUAUGUAAAAACGGAGGGAGUAUUUCAUUUAAGGGCGGAAAUGACUUUACUAUCUCGGGGACAAUGAGCCCAAUCCUAGGUAGCUGUCUAUCACCUCCCCAAAAAUCAAGCAUAUGCCUUUAUUUUAUGUGAAUUCCAUUUUUGCUUGAACACAAGCAUCCUUGUUUUAUAUACGUAGUAUCUGAAAAAAUAGUCAUUUAAUUUCCACCCCUAUAAAAAAUUGACACUUUUCCUUUCUUUUUUUUUUUUUUUAGUUUUUUUGAUAAAAAUUGACACUUUUUUUUAGUUAAACUAGCAAUUCUAGCAUUCUCCAAAUGAUGGCCCCCAUGUCAGAAUUUGAACGUAUUGAUGGCUCAAAUGGCAAAUAGACGGGUAGGUGGGAUGAGAAUUUUUAAUUAUUUUUAUCGACAAAAAUACGUCGUUUUUGUUUGAUUUAAUUUCUUUUUCUGCCUCUCAUUUUUAUGUGAUCAAAGAAAAGUAAAAGGAGAUCGCAAUCUUUGCAGAAAAAAAUAAUUAAGAGGAAGAACAACCCAAUUACAAAAAUUCAAAGAAGAAUUAGCUUCUGUAACUUCUGGUCAUCUAAUUUCCAUUUUUGUUUCUUGUAAAGAAGUUAAUCAUUCAGAUUUUCUCUCAAAUUUUGAGCUGGGUUUGUAAGAAUUCGAUCCAAAUCCCCAACAUCCCAAGAAAUUGUUUUUUUUUUUUUUUUUUUUUUUUUUGAAAUUUGGGGUUGCUUAGGGUGUGGGAUUGAAUUAUUAGAAAAGAAGCUGAAAUUUAAUCUGGGGUUUGUGUAUUUUAGAGGAUCAUGAUACAUGGUAAAUCAAAAUCGUUGUUGUUUUGAUUGUUAUUGUGAUUGUUGCUGUUUUGGGGAGCAAUGUAUAGCAGUAAUUUGAAGGGGGUGAUACUGGCAUGUGUGUCAAGUGCCUUCAUUGGGUCUAGUUUCAUCAUCAAGAAAAAGGGUCUUAAGCGGGCCGGUGUCGCGGGCCCUCGGGCUGGUAAUGGUGGGUAUGGCUACUUGAUGGAGCCCCUUUGGUGGGUUGGAAUGGGCACUAUGAUUGUUGGAGAAAUUGCUAAUUUUAUUGCUUACAUUUAUGCACCCGCUGUGCUGGUGACACCACUUGGUGCAUUGAGUAUAAUUGUUAGUGCGGUGUUAGCCCAUUGUAUAUUGGACGAAAAACUGCAGAAGAUGGGGAUGCUUGGGUGUCUUCUCUGCAUAGUAGGCUCUGUUGUCAUUGUGCUUCAUGCACCAGGGGAACGUUCAAUGGAUUCUGUUGAUGAGAUAUGGGCAUUAGCUAUUCAACCAGCAUUUUUGUUAUAUACGGCAUCAGUUGUAGCCGUAGCAUUGGUACUGAUCAUGUAUUGUGCUCCUCGAUAUGGUCAAACCAAUAUAUUGAUUUUUAUAGGCAUAUGUUCGAUUAUUGGAUCUCUGACAGUAAUGAGUGUGAAGGCCAUUGGUAUUGCAAUAAAACUUACUUUGGAUGGGGCUAACCAAUUCAAAUACUUACAUGCAUGGAUUUUUGCGAUGGUUUCAGUUACGUGUAUCAUUAUACAAUUAAAUUAUCUCAACAUGGCACUUGAUACAUUCAAUACGGCAGUGGUCUCUCCUAUCUAUUAUGCACUGUUCACAUCAUUUACGAUUCUUGCUAGUGCAAUUAUGUUCCAGGAUUAUUAUGGUCAAAGUAUAAGCAGCAUUGCAUCCGAGCUUUGUGGAUUUAUCACUGUGCUAUCAGGAACUACAAUCUUACAUAGUACAAGAGAGCCUGAUCAGCCGUUCAUUACAGAUUUAUAUACACCACUCUCUCCAAAAGUAUCAUGGCAUCUGCAAAGUAAUGGAGAGCUCUGGAAGCAAAGGGAUGAAGAUGAUCCACCUUCUAACUGUAUCUCAAUCAUCCGGCAAGAUUACUUCAAUUAGGUUGAAUUUUGUUGAACUAAGUUUUGCAUUUACGGGUUGUCCCACCCCUCAGAGAUGCAGCUUCCCUGUACAGGAAGCAUAAUGCGUGAUUUUGGAGAACCUCCGACGAGACAUGUAAUGCAGUUUGAUCAUAUACAUGCUUGUGUCAGUUGUAUAAGAUGCAGAGCUAUGCAUAUUGGUUUGAGCUCAAAUUUUUUCACAAGCUGCUCUUCUCAGCGGGUCAUUGUAUUCUCUCUUGUGCAAAUAGGUCACUAACUAAUUAUUUAUACUGUUUAUGGCUUAUCCACCAAUUUAGCAUUAGUCCAUGGUGGUAUGCUCUUGUAAAAUUUGACUGUGCUAUAUUUUGGAGGUAGAAGCAAAAAUUUACCCCUUAAUUCUUUCUACAGACUGUUUAAAGUAACACAACCAAAUUUAUUAGCGUAGCAAAUAAUCAAUUUGAUGUGAAGAACUUCAUUCGAAGAAUUUUGGAAAA
Molecule: messenger RNA, 2387 nt
Organism: Chenopodium quinoa (quinoa)
Lineage: Eukaryota; Viridiplantae; Streptophyta; Magnoliopsida; Caryophyllales; Amaranthaceae
Product: probable magnesium transporter NIPA6
Exons: 9
Coding region: 878-1915 (345 amino acids)
Biological process (GO): magnesium ion transport
Cellular component (GO): membrane
Molecular function (GO): magnesium ion transmembrane transporter activity
Source: RefSeq, a predicted model, not a curated record